Messenger RNA from Phoenix dactylifera (date palm), 2216 nucleotides. The record is from RefSeq and is a predicted model, not a curated record. Lineage: Eukaryota; Viridiplantae; Streptophyta; Magnoliopsida; Arecales; Arecaceae.
UUCUAAUUUCGCCAUACGAUCGCGUUCCAAAUCCUGCUGACUUCGUCGCGGAUGCAACAUCUCUCUUCAUCUUCUAUCCACCCAACAAACACUACUUGUCAUUAAUUGGACCAUCUUGUUCUUUCACCGCCAACCUGCACUUUUAGUUUCGAGCUGGUUCUUCCAUCAACAUCGUUCGCGACGUUCCUGAUCAAAAAGGAAACGGGGAAAAGAAAUAUGUAGAACUCCGAAAAGGAUAUUCUAAGAGCAGCCACAGACGUGGAUUACAAGCAAUAUAAACGCAGCUGGUUCGCGCGUUCUAUUACUAGUUUAGUUGUUGAUCGGUCUCCAGGUUGAGGAAAAGAAUUUCUCCACAACUCCGGUCUCCUUUUCUAUACCCAUAAUAUAUAUAUAGUGCCAUCGGUGGGCCGCGGAACUGGAGAAAGCUCUUUCACGCUAUCUCUAGCUAUCAGCUCUUCCUCAACUCUCCCAUACCUUCCUCUCGGUGCUCUAUUAGCCGACCUCUAGUUUCUAGCGAUGAAGGAGAUGGUGGUGCUCUAUCCGGCGAUGGGCAUGGGCCACCUGACGCCCAUGGUGGAGUUGGCCAAGCUCUUCCUCCGAGACGGCCUCGCCGUCACCGUCCUCGUCGUCGACCCUCCCUUCAAGCAAGGCUCCUCCGCCCCCUUCAUCGCUGCCACCUCCGCCGCCCACCCCUCCCUCUUCUUCCACCAGGUCCCUGCCGCCUCCCUCCAACCCGAAUCUUCUCCGUCUUCCAACCCCGUCACUCCCAUGUCCCUCAUGCUCGACACCCUCCGCGAAGCUACCGCCCAACUCCACCUCCUCAUCAAAUCUCUCUCCGAGAGCUCCACCGUCCGCGCCCUCGUCGUGGACUUCUUCUGCACCGACGCCCUCGAAGUCGCCACCGCGCUUGGCCUUCCCUGCUACCUAUUCUUCCCCUCCGCCGCCACCAGCCUCGCUGUCGAACUAUAUCUACCGACCCUCCACUCCACCACUUCUACCAGCUUCAAAGACCUAGGCGACGCCCCCGUCCACUUCCCCGGCCUCCACCCGAUCCCGGCAUCAGAUAUGCCGGGUCCCCUACAAGACCGCAACGACGACGGCUACAAAGCCCUGCUCGUCCACUUGCAGCGCUUCCCGAGAUUCGACGGGAUUCUGGUCAACAGCUUCGAGUCGUUGGAACCUCGGGCGGUGAAAGCCCUGAAAGACGGUAUCUGUCUUCCCGACCGUCCGAUGCCUCCCACCUACUGCAUCGGGCCGUUGAUUGCCGAAGGGAAACCAUCAGAAAAGCACGAGUGCAUCACGUGGCUUGACUCGCAGCCGAAGGCCAGCGUCGUGUUCUUGUGCUUCGGGAGCAUGGGCUCCUUUCCCGCGGAGCAGCUCAAGGAAACGGCCACCGGAUUAGAGAGAAGCGGACAGAGGUUUCUGUGGGUGGUGCGGGCCCCACGCAACGGAGACCAGACGGCCAAGUUUCCCGGGCCACGGCUCGAACCGGAUCUGGAGGCGAUUUUGCCCGUGGGCUUUCUGGAACGGACCAAGGACAGGGGUCUGGUGGUGAAGUCGUGGGCCCCGCAGGUGGAAGUGCUGGCCCACGAGGCGGUGGGGGCGUUCGUGACCCACUGCGGGUGGAACUCGACGCUGGAGGGGGUGUGCGCGGGGGUGCCGUUGAUCGGGUGGCCUCUCUACGCGGAGCAGAGGAUGAAUAAAGUGAUGUUGGUGCAGGAUAUAGGCCUGGCGGUUGCGGUGGAGGGAUACGAUAGGGAGUUGGUUGGAGCUGAGGAGGUGGAGGCGAAGGUGAGGUGGGUGAUGGAGUCGGAAGGAGGGAACAAGUUGAGGAAGCGAGCGGCGGUGAUGGCAGAGAAGGCCAAGGAGGCGUGGAAAGAUGGAGGGUCGUCCAAGGCGGCGUGGGUGGAGGUGGUGAAGGUUAUCAAGAACGGUGGCAACGGAGUACGCGGAUGACUGGAUUUUUGUGCUUAAUAUUUUAACAGUUUUUAAUGUUUUUUUUUUUGAAGAAAGCUUGUUAUGUCUCUGGUUAAAUGGUCAAACCUAUUCAGAUAUAGUUUGAAAUUUGUGCAUCAAGCUAUUAUCCAUAUUCAUCUCCAGGCCCAUCAAAAAAAUAAAUAUAAAUAUGGAUAGGUAACCGUCUGAUUUGUAUCAGAAUAUUUUAUUUUAUUUGUACUUCAAUAGAAACUAAAUAUUAAACUAAAUUUGAAUCCAAA